AUGGGUGGCGGCAGCGAAAUUAGGAGCAACGUUUCAUACCCUGUCUUUGCGCAGCGGCCUGUCGGCGUCCCGAAAACUAGCAUUCUCAAGGGCCGUAUCGAGCCAUUCUACAAGUCAGGCCAAUAUGAUAAAGUGAAUCUGCUAGCGAAUCUCUACAAUGCCAGGUACUCAGGCAAGCCUCAUGUGCAGCUCUCUGUCUGGAGCGCUCCCGGCCAAGAACGACCGGCCUUUGAGCAUGCGGUUUCACAACAGUUCAAAGAAACCCACACCGGAGCUUCUUUCGGCCCUUCGUGGUCAACUCAUUGGUUCAGAGUCGUUUUGACUAUCCCCGCGGCCAUCGCUGAUGAAGAGCUCCUCGAGCUCCAGUGGGACGGAAACAACGAGGGCCUGGUCUGGACCGAGGAUGGUAUGCCUCUCCAAGGUCUGACCGGUGGAGGUGAGAGGAUCGAGUGGGUGAUACCGCGCUCGUUCCGCGACGGCAAGCCGCACACCAUUUACAUCGAGAUGGCUUGCAACGGAAUGUUCGGAAACGCGCCGAACGGCAAAUCCAGCAUUAUGCCGCCUGACCCUAAUCGUUAUUUCACCCUUUCCAAAGCGGAUAUCGUCGCCGUCAAUGUUCCUGCUCGCGGUCUUUACUUUGACAUGUGGGAGAUUGGCGAUGCUGCCAGGGAACUCCCAGAGAACUCAGCAGAGCAGGGACGAGCGUUGACUGUUGCCAUGAAAAUCAUCGACACGUUCGAAGUGAACAACCAGGAGUCCAUCCUCGAGUGUCGAAAGCUGGCUCAGCAGAUCAUUGGCCCCGAUGUCGACUCCCAUCGAGUGUACGAAGUAGGCCCAGAGCCCGUUGUUUUUGGUAUCGGACACUGCCACAUUGACUCGUGCUGGCUGUGGCCUUUUGCAGAGACCAGACGCAAGGUAGCUCGAUCUUGGUCGAGUCAGUGUGAUCUGAUGGACCGCUACCCAGAAGCCCAUUUUGCUUGUUCCCAGGCUCAGCAGUUCAAAUGGCUGAAGCAGCUGUAUCCCAAGGCUUUUGACCGCGUAAGGCGAAAGGUGAGUGAGGGCCAGUUUCAUCCCAUCGGUGGCAGCUGGGUCGAACACGACACGAAUAUGCCUAGCGGAGAGUCGCUUGUGCGCCAGUUCUUCUAUGGCCAGAGAUUCUUCGAGGCGGAGUUCGGGGCGCGCUGCCGCACCUUUUGGCUUCCUGACACCUUUGGAUACUCCAGUCAGCUGCCUCAACUCUGUCGCCUGGCAGGCAUGGACCGCUUCAUGACCCAGAAGCUCAGCUGGAACAAUAUCAACAAUUUCCCCCACACGACCUUUAUGUGGGUGAGCCCUGACGGAAGCCAAGUCAUUUGCCACAUGCCGCCGUCGGAGACAUACACUGCUGAAGCCGAUUUUGGUGACUUGAAGCGCAGCGUCACCCAACACAAGACUCUUCGUGUUGACAAUACGUCCCUGUUGGUCUAUGGCAAGGGUGACGGAGGUGGCGGCCCAACCUGGCAACACCUGGAGAAGCUUCGACGCAUUGCAGGAAUCAGCAACACUAUUGGUGCCAUUCCCAAGCUGAAGCUUGGCCUCAGCGUCGACGACUUCUUUGAUCGCCUCGCUCCAAAGGCCAAUGAGCUUCCCACAUGGUAUGGUGAGCUCUACUUUGAGCUACACCGAGGCACCUACACGACGCAGGCAAACAACAAGUAUUACAACCGCAAAGCCGAAAUCUUGCUGCGAGAUCUGGAGCAGCUUGCCACGUUUGCCUCUCUUAACAAUUCGGCAUACAAGUACCCUACCGAACAGAUUGACAACCUGUGGGAAGGUGUGCUUUUAUGUCAGUUCCACGACUGCCUUCCUGGGAGCUCAAUCGAAAUGUGCUACGAUGACUCUGACAAGAUAUACAAGGAAACAUUUGAGACCGGCCACAAGCUGCUUGAGGAGAUUUACAAGGCCCUGGACACCAGUGCAUUGCAAACCGACGGCUGCCAGUCGGUUGCCCUCAACACCCUACCUUGGCACCGCAAGGAACUUGUUGAAGUGUCAGAUACUGAGGUUGGCGUUGCUUGCGGACAAGGGCCGCUCCUUGCGCUCCGCACCUUCAAGUCGCAAGAAGACAAGCCUGCAGUUUCGCUGGAGCAGCGGGGCAGUCAGUUCAUCUUGGAAAAUGACGACCUCCGGCUAGUUGUCGACGGUGGCUGCAUCACUUCGCUGUAUGACCGGGUCAACGAGCGCGAAACGAUCGAGAAGGGCGGCAAGGCCAACAAGUUCGUCAUCUUUGACGAUAUUCCUCUCUUCUGGGAGGCCUGGGAUGUUGAGGUCUAUCAUCUGGAGACCCGCCGAGAGCUCAGCUACGGCGAGACGAACGUACACGAGAUCAAGCCUCAUCGCGUCACCCUUGUUACUGAUAUCAGGAUCAGCAAGCAUAGCUCCAUCAAGUCCUACAUUACUCUAUCAGCAGCCCUCAAGGGUCAGCCGUCAUGGGUCGAGUGUAAGGCUGAGGUGGACUGGCACGAGAACUCCAAGUUCCUCAAGGUGGAGUUUCCCGUGGACAUUGUCAAUACGGAGGCUUCGUAUGAGUCGGCAUACAGCAUCACCAAGAGGCCGACUCACUACAACACGAGUUGGGACAUGGCUAAGUUUGAGGUGUGCUGCCACAAGUUCGCCGAUUUAUCGGAGCACAACUACGGAGUCUCAAUCCUCAACGACAGCAAGUACGGAUUCGCUACAGCCGGCAAGCUCAUGCGCCUGUCCCUGCUCCGAUCUCCCAAGGCCCCCGAUGAGCACGCGGAUAUGGGCCGCCACUCGAUUCGUUGGGCCAUACUCCCUCACAAGGGCAGUCUCUCGUCAACCACGGUCAAGGCAGGAUAUGCCUUCAACAACCCCCUCAAGGUGUUGUCGGCACCCAAAUUCGCCAUUGAUACCUUCAGCAGUGCCCCCAUCCAGUUGAUCCAUCGGGAUGAGUCUGCCUCCAUCAUUCUGGACACGAUCAAGAGAGGACAUGAUGACGAGGACGUCAGCCGCCGCGAAGGCCACCGCGUCAACAGCGGGCAAAGCGUCAUCAUUCGUCUGUACGAAUCCUUGGGUGGACGCAGCCGGGCAACGAUCAAAAGCGAGUAUCCGGUGAAGCGUGUCACCAAGGUCAACAUUUUGGAGGACGAGAUCGAGCAGGUCUUGCUGCGGGAUGGCAAGUUUGACAUUACUCUUCGACCAUUCGAGGUGGCUACAUACAAGCUGCAGCUGUAG
Messenger RNA from Trichoderma reesei QM6a, 3234 nucleotides. RefSeq names its product glycoside hydrolase family 38 protein. Gene Ontology annotation, cellular component: fungal-type vacuole membrane. Gene Ontology annotation, biological process: mannose metabolic process; oligosaccharide catabolic process. The record is from RefSeq and is a predicted model, not a curated record. Bases 1 to 3234 code for a protein of 1077 amino acids. NCBI's taxonomy places the organism in Eukaryota, Fungi, Ascomycota, Sordariomycetes, Hypocreales, Hypocreaceae. The transcript is spliced from 3 exons. Gene Ontology annotation, molecular function: carbohydrate binding; alpha-mannosidase activity.